Messenger RNA from Colletotrichum destructivum, 3102 nucleotides. Its product is annotated as Putative helicase, Zinc finger, RING-type, Zinc finger, RING/FYVE/PHD-type, HIRAN. The transcript has 8 exons. Gene Ontology annotation, cellular component: nucleus. Gene Ontology annotation, molecular function: nucleic acid binding; hydrolase activity, acting on acid anhydrides, in phosphorus-containing anhydrides; zinc ion binding. Lineage: Eukaryota; Fungi; Ascomycota; Sordariomycetes; Glomerellales; Glomerellaceae. The record is from RefSeq and is a predicted model, not a curated record. The coding region runs from base 70 to 2934 and encodes 954 amino acids. Gene Ontology annotation, biological process: DNA repair.
AGACAGAUCCCUGCGUCGAUCCCGUCCUGAAGGCCAAGCGAAACGCGUCGUCGCGCUUGUGCUGGUUGCAUGAGUUUCCCGUCUUCUUGGGAAACGGAUGUGUUUCGGUACCGACCUUCCUAUCAAUUUUACCAGUCUGAUAGCUUUCCCAUUCCGAUCCAUCGUUCCACGACUUAUUCCCAAUCCGGCUCCGGAAAUAAGACCCCAGAACCGGGUGCUCGGGCACUAAAGAUGCCACCCCACAAGCGCGGCCUCCCCGUCAUUGACCUCGUUAGCAGCGACGAUGAUUUUGCGCCACGGCCGAGUAAGAGGGUGUCUGGAAACCGCUCGGUAUCUCUAGGCAGUCAGACGGGUACCAGGGCUUUCAGAGGUGCACCAUCGAAUACACAGCCAUUCGCCAGCUUUGGUGCCAUACCCGGCUCUUCGUCUCAACCUCACACAUACUACGACACUGACGAGGAGCUAAUUGACUUGACUCAAGCUCCGGACGGCCCACCACGAGAGCUUUAUGGAACUCUCGAUAAUAAAAUCGUCGGCGUGCGCUACUACAAUGGAUACGCCUCCCCAGGCGAAUUGGUCAUUUGUCUGCGAGAGCCCAACAACCAGUACGAUCGCAAUGCCAUUCGGGUAUGCAAUGUCAUAGGCGUUCAAAUUGGCCAUUUGCCACGCAAAGUGGUGGAGAAGCUGGCGCCAUAUGUUGAUCGCGAUGAAAUUGCAAUAGAAGCUGUCCUUACAGGAGAGAAGGGCAUGUUCGACUGCCCCAUUCGUCUGCAUAUCUACGGAACCAGCAACCCCAUCAACCGGCUGGCUCUGGAAGAGAAGUUGAAAAGGGACAAGCUUAUCAAGGCCGGUGAGCUCAAGAAGACAAGGGCAGAGGCCGAGGCACAGCGGAAGGUGCUGGGCAUCAAGGGCAGCCAAUCCAGAAUUGGCCUUGAUGGGGGCACGGCAGAGCCCGAAGUCUCUUUAGAGGAGCUGGCACAAGCCAGCCAGACGGUUCAGGACCAGCACCGUGGAGAUGCCAUCAAGUCAUUCGUCGUGGACGAAGACUUCUUGUCCAAGAUGACGAUGGCAGAGCAGCCUGCUGUCCUCGAGUCAACAUUGCUGCCAUACCAACGUCAGGGUCUGGCCUGGAUGACGGCCAAGGAGAAUCCCCAGCUGCCUACCAAGGGUUCUCAGGAAAGCAUACAGCUGUGGAAGUGGGACCAAAGAGGGCGUGGCAUGUACAAUUUGGCAACCAACUUCCUGGUGUCAAGUCCACCCAAACUUCUUUCCGGAGGAAUCCUGGCCGAUGAAAUGGGUCUCGGCAAGACGCUGCAAGUCAUCAGUCUAAUAUUGACCGGUGGCCCAGGCCCGACGCUCAUUGUUGCUCCGUUGAGCGUAAUGAGCAACUGGGAACAGCAGAUCCGCAGGCAUGUCAAGCAAGAGCACCUCCCCAAGAUCUUCACAUAUCACGGAAACAAUAAGGCAACCAAAAGUGAGCUUGCCCAGUACCAGGUCAUCAUCACCAGUUACAACAAGCUUGCAACCGAAGGCGGCAAGGACAAGAUUGAGACGCCCUUGGGACCACUUAUGGCUACCGAUUGGAGACGAGUCGUGCUUGAUGAAGGCCACAUAAUACGCAAUGCAAAGACGAAGGCUGCUGUUGCUGCCAGAAGACUCAAGGCGCAAUCCAGAUGGGUGCUCACAGGAACCCCAAUCAUCAACAACAUCAAGGAUUUCCAGUCCCUGCUGCAAUUCCUUUCUAUCACGGGAGGCGUCGAACAGCCUGCCAUCUUCACCACCGUCAUUUCGCGGCCGCUUGCGCAGGGUAACGAAAAAGCUGAAACCCUUCUUCAACUGCUGAUGCGAGAUCUUUGCUUGCGACGCAAGAAGGAUAUGAAAUUUGUUGACCUUAAGUUGCCGCCCAAGAAGGAAUACGUCCACCGUAUUGCCUUUAGACCGGAUGAGAAGAACAAAUACGAAGCCUUGCUAUCCGAAGCACAGAUUGCUCUGAAGGAUUAUCAGAACAACGCGAGCGGCAUGAAGGGACAGUUCCAAAACGUUCUGGAACGGCUCCUUCGUCUGCGACAAGUGUGUAACCAUUGGACGCUCUGCCGCAAAAGGAUCGACGAUCUCCUCGCCGCUCUUGAGGGCCAAUCAGUUGUCGCCCUCAACUCUGAGAACAUCAAAAUAAUGCAAGAGGCGCUGCGCCUCUAUAUCGAAACGCAGGAAGACUGCGCCAUCUGCCUCGACACUCUGAAUAAACCUGUCAUCACGCACUGCAAGCACGUUUUCUGCCACGCGUGCAUCUCCAAGGUGAUUGAAACGCAGCACAAAUGUCCUAUGUGCCGCAACCAGCUACAGGAGGAUGCACUGCUCGAGCCCGCUCCUGAAGUCAGCGAGGAGGAGGAGAGCUUCGACGGCGAUGCAAAGAGUUCCAAAACCGAGGCUCUCUUGAAAAUCCUUCAGGCCACUACCAAGGACCCCAAGUCAAAGGUCAUCAUCUUCUCGCAGUGGACGUCGUUCUUGACUAUCAUCCAGAACCAGCUUAUCGAGGCAGGAUACAAAUUCGCCCGCGUCGACGGCUCCAUGACGGCACCGAAGCGUGAUGGGGCCAUCCACGCCCUGGACCACGACCCAGACACGCGCGUGAUGCUCGCCAGCUUGGCUGUCUGCAGCGUCGGCCUCAAUCUCGUAUCAGCGGAUACGGUUAUUCUGGCCGACAGUUGGUGGGCGCCGGCCAUUGAGGAUCAGGCCAUUGACCGCGUACACCGCCUGGGACAGAAGCGGCCGACGACGGUAUGGCGUCUGGUUAUGGAGGGAACCGUCGAGGAGCGCGUGCUGGACAUCCAGCAUGAGAAGCGGACGCUUGUGGGCAAGGCUUUCCAGGAGAAGAACAAGGGCAAGAAGACCCAGGAGACCCGGAUGGCGGACAUUCAAAAACUGCUUGGUUGAAUGACGUUGUGGUCGAUUGAGCCUCUUUGUAAGUUUGGGGAUCGGGUAGUUUGAUCAAAAGUUGUGAUUUGCAAAGUGUAAUUGCUAGGGGUACCAGAUUCGCGUCUUUUAUGUCUCUCCCUUUGGAUGCCCAAUACGGUUCAGCUGGUGUAGGUUGUUAGUUGUGCG